UUGUGAGUUUAAAACGUUAACGCGUUGGUUAUUGAUGGCGGCGUAACAAACGGAUGGUUACAUAUGAAGUGAAGUGAAGUAAUGAUGAACAUAGUGCUUUCAUAUCUAUAAAAAAAUAACACUUUUCCAUAGUGUUGUUAUUGUUAUUGUAUUGGAGCGUAUUUAAUGCUUUAAAAAACAGAAGAAAAAAGGACCCAGGAACGUAUGUUAUGAAUGUGCAGAAAAGAUUACAAAUGAUCCACACCUUUCACUUCUAAGUUCGCGAAUGAUCAAAUUUCACUUAAGCAAGUUACAGUGAAAUAACUACGAGUUUGCAACUGAAACAAACCCAUCCCCCCUCGGUCGAAAUACUAAAAGAAGGUUUUCUAUAAAUCAGUUUUUUCUUUGUAAAUUUACUUUGAUAAAAAAUAAAAAUAAAGGAGGGAACAGUCGCAAAACGAAAUUAGAGCAUUUCGUUCGCUUUCUUAUGUUAAUUGUAACCGGAAGCUUAUGAACUAGCUCAACGACAAUAAUCUCAACGACAAAUUCAUCUUAAGUAAAACAAGCGUACUCAGAAUACACUGAGCGUAGAAACGUAACAUAAUGAUUAAAUUGUUUUGUGGCGGCACCGCCAUUGGCAGUCGCUUCUCCCUUAUCACUAUAAUUAGCUUCAUAUUUUUAUUCAGCUUUAUUUAUGUAUUGCCUAUCAACGCGCAGAGGCAUGCUGGUCGUCGAGAUCGUCCUCGCAAUCCACCGCGCACGUACGUAAAAACGCAUCCCUGUGAACGUUCAUCAUGUUACCCAGCCACUGGCAAUUUAUUAAUUGGUCGAGAAAAUCGCUUAACAGCCUCAUCGACUUGUGGUCUGCAUUCACCAGAACGUUUUUGCAUACUUUCGCAUUUACAAGAUAAGAAAUGUUUUUUAUGUGAUACUCGUGAAGAAACUCGUAAUGAUCCCUAUAAAAAUCAUCGAAUUGGUCAGAUUAUUUACAAAACUAAACCUGGUACGAAUAUACCCACUUGGUGGCAAUCGGAAAAUGGUAAAGAGAACGUGUCGAUACAACUUGAUUUGGAAGCAGAAUUUCAUUUUACACAUUUAAUUAUGUCGUUCACGACUUUUCGUCCUUCUGCCAUGUUCAUUGAACGUUCCUUUGAUUUCGGUGAAACCUGGCAAGUGUAUCGUUAUUUUGCUUACGAUUGCGCUGACUCCUUUCCAGGCGUGCCGACCAUUUUGCGUAAUAUAAGCGAUGUUGUAUGUACUUCACGUUACUCGAACGUCGAACCAUCACGUAACGGUGAGGUUAUUUUCCGCGUUUUGCCUCCUAAUAUUAACGUCUCCGAUCCUUACGCUGCCCAUGUUCAAAAUAUGCUCAAGGUUACUAAUCUGCGCGUAAUAUUUCAAAAAUUACAUAAACUUGGGGACAACUUGUUAGAUAAUCGUUUAGAAAAUGAAGAGAAAUAUUACUACGGCAUAAAUUAUAUGGUUGUCCGAGGUUCUUGUCAAUGUUAUGGACAUGCAUCACAAUGUCUGCCUUUGGAUACUGCCGAGCACAACGAACUUGAUAUGGUUCAUGGCCGUUGUCAAUGCACUCACAACACUCGAGGCUUAAAUUGUGAGACUUGUGAGGAUUUCUUCAAUGAUUUGCCUUGGAAACCGGCUUUGGGUAAACAAACUAAUGCUUGUAAAAAAUGUGAAUGUAAUGAUCAUGCUGUCAGUUGUCAUUUCGAUGAGGCUGUAUUUGAAAAAUCUGGUCGUAUAUCGGGCGGUGUAUGCGACAAUUGCUUACAUAAUACCAUGGGUCAACAUUGCGAAGAAUGCAUGGCAUUUUUCUACCGCGAUCCGUCGGAGGAUAUUCGCAGUCCUUACGUCUGUAAACCGUGCGAUUGUGACCCGAUUGGCUCUUUGGAUGAAGGAAUUUGCGAUUCUGUGAAUGAUCCAGAUAAUGGCAUAGAAGCUGGCUCUUGUCAUUGUAAAACAAAUGUUCGUGGCAGACGUUGCGACACUUGUAAAGAUGGUUUCUGGAAUUUGGAUCCUGAAAACCCGGAAGGCUGCGAAGCUUGUAGUUGUCACACUUUGGGUACCGUUGACAAUACCGGAUGUAAUAUGUUCACAGGAGAAUGUACAUGCAAGCGUUUGGUUACUGGAAAGGAUUGCAAUCAAUGUGCUCCGGAAACAUUUGGUCUAUCUGAAUCCGAAGACGGUUGUUUACCAUGUGAUUGUGAUGCGGGCGGUUCUUAUGAUAACUUCUGCGAUGUCAUUACUGGGGAAUGCCGUUGCCGUCCUCAUAUGACGGGUCGCGCAUGUUCUCUGCCUAAGCAAAAUUAUUUUAUACCUCAGCUUCACAUAAUACACGAAGCAGAAAUUCCUGACUUAUGUAUUUCUAAUGUGAAUAAUGCCAAUUGUUCUACGGUGCCCUUCCAACCUAGCGUGGACCGCACGCCUGAUUGGACUGGAAUCGGUUUCGUACGGGUACCAGAAAAUUCUGAGUUGGUCAUUACAGUGAAUGAUAUACCACGGUCAAUGCCAUACGACGUAUUAAUACGGUAUCAAACAACCUCGCGUGGGGAUUGGGAAGACGCUUUUAUCACAUUGGUUCGUCCGGAUGAAGUCGACCCUAAAGGCGAUUGCGCGUCUAUGGUUCCUUACGGUUCCAGUGCUCGUGAAACUCGGAUACCUUUUCUCUUGUCUGAUCAUGAGAGACAAGUGUUGGCUAUGAGAGAAAUCUGUCUUGAAGCUGGAAAAGUCUACAAAUUCAAAAUCCAUUUUGAGCGUAGACGGCACAAUGAGGAUAAUCCAACGGCCACCAUACUUGUUGAUUCUCUGACUCUAAUACCGCGUAUUGAACUCACAACUGUAUUUACCGGUUCACCAAUUGCCGACUCCCGUCGCGAUGAAUAUUAUCAGAUGGGCUGUAAUCAAUCGUUGUACGAUAUACGUUACCGACCUUAUGCCAGCGAGCGUUGCAAAGAAUUAGAAAACUAUGUAAGCAUGGUUAUAUACGAUGGCGCAAGCAUGUGUAAUUGCAAUCCAACUGGUUCACUCAGUAAAGAAUGCGACGCUCAUGGUGGCUUCUGUCAAUGCAAACCUAACGUUGUGGGACGUCAGUGCGACCAAUGUGCACCAGGCACGUACGGUUUUGGCCCAGAAGGCUGCAAGGCUUGCGACUGUAAUAGUAUAGGUUCUAGAGACAAUAAUUGUGAUGUAGUAACAGGCCAGUGUGCUUGCCAUCCCAAUACAUACGGCCGCGAGUGUGAUCAAUGUCAACCAGGUUUUUGGAAUUUUCCAAACUGUCAAGCCUGUGAAUGUAACGGCCAUGCUCAGCAAUGCGAUGCCCGAACAGGGCAAUGCUUAAACUGCAUGGAUUUCACCACAGGUUAUGCAUGCGAUGCCUGUUUAAAUGGUUACUAUGGUAACCCAUUUUUGGGUAGUGAAAUUGGUUGUCGUGCUUGUCGAUGCCCGGACACUAUGGCCAGUGGUAACGCUCAUGCGGACGGCUGCUCUUUAGAUUUGCGCAAUAACAAUAUGAUCUGUCAUUGCCAAGAAGGCUACGAUGGAUCACGCUGCGAUGUAUGCGCUGACAACUACUUUGGCGACGCCGAAGAACCAGGGGGAUCUUGCCAAAAAUGUAACUGCAGCAACAAUAUCGAUAUUUAUGAUACCGGUAACUGCGAUCGUCGUAUGGGGAAUUGUAUAAAAUGUUUGUACGACACUACUGGUGAUCAUUGCGAGUUGUGCCGUGAUGGAUAUUUCGGCGACGCUUUGCAACAAAAUUGCGUUCCUUGCGAUUGCGACUUCCUGGGUACAAAUAAAACCAUACAAUAUUGUAACCGUUUUAGCGGGCAAUGCCCUUGCUUGCCCAAUGUAAUGGGUCUUCGUUGCGAUGAAUGCGCUGAGAAUCAUUGGAAGAUUGCUUCCGGAGAGGGAUGUGAAGCUUGCGAGUGUGAUCCGAUUGGCGCUCUGUCGGAGCAGUGUAAUCGUUAUGAUGGUCAAUGUGAUUGUAAGUCUGGUUUCGGAGGUCGGGCUUGUAAUCAAUGUCAAACUAAUUACUGGGGUAAUCCCAACGAAAAGUGUCAACCUUGCGAUUGCGAUCCCUAUGGCUCAGCCGAUUUCCAGUGUGAUCGAGAGACUGGCCAAUGUGUUUGUCAUGAAGGCAUCGGAGGUUACAAAUGCAACGAAUGUGCCCGCGGUUAUUUGGGUGAAUCUCCUCACUGUAUGCCAUGCGGUGAAUGCUUCAGUAAUUGGGAUUUGAUACUUAAAGAGCUCGAAGAAGCUAGUAUGCAUGCAAUACAGCGUGCAAAAGAGAUAAAGUUGAUCGGAGCUACUGGAGCAUAUACAGCUGAAUUCAACGCGUUGGAUACGAAAUUGCAAAAUAUAAGAAACUUAUUGCAAAAUACUUCUGUUAGCUUGCAGGAUAUGGACACCUUGGACAGUGAAGUUAGCGAACUAAAACGCAAAUUAAGCGCAGCUCACCAAAAGCUGAUUGAUACUGAAAGCAAUUUGGAUAGCAUUUAUUCGUCGCUUAGUUUGUCAGCCGCGGAGCUGGAAACUUUACAGAACCAAUCGGCUUUGGUCAAAAAAUUAUCGCAAGAGUUAAAAGAGAAUGGCAUACAACUGCAAGAAUCCAAUAUUGAAGGUGCUUUGAAUUUGACACGAAAUGCCUACGAUCGAGUUUUAGACUUAACGAAUGUAAAAAACGAAGCGGAGGAUUUUGCUGCUAGUACUGAUCGCAACUGCAAACGAGUCGAAACUUUAGCAAACAAAAUGAAAGACGAGUCUUCCGCGGUAACGGCGAACGAUGAUCUCAUCGAUCAGUAUCGCUCAGAGCUUUCUGCGUUGACUGCCAUGAUACCAGAAUUGAAUAAUGAGGUUUGCGAUCGUAAGGGUGAUCCUUGCGACAACAUUUGUGGUGGCGCCGGAUGUGGCACUUGCGGUGGUCUUUCUUGCGAACGCGGCGCUUUGACACGGACUGAGAAAGCUCUUAAAGUCGCUAAGGAUACCGAAUUGGAAAUUAAAGAAAAAAAGGAUCAGGCUGAUCAAACUAUUAGAUCUCUAUUUCAAGCAAAAGUAAACGCUUCUGAUGCCUACCAAAAGGCUAAGGAUGCGCACGAGGAUGCCGAAACCUAUUUGAAUCGCACCGAAUUGAACAAGAAGCGAGGUGAAGAUAUGAUACAAAACUUAACGGAAUUUUUAGAAAAUAAUGUAGCUUUGCCCACCGAAACUAAAGAGCUAGCUCAGAAAACUCUAACCUUAGACUUGACCUUAGAUCCACUGGAAAUACAAACGUUAGGAGGCAAAAUUAAUGAUGCUGUAUCUUCAUUGAAAAAUGUGGAAGGUAUUAUUUAUAAUACACGAUCUGAUCUGGCCAGAGUUAACGAAUUGCAAGCGAAGGCGAAUGCUACUAAGGAAACAGCUAACGAAAUCCUUGGUACCGCCAAUACAGUGGUAGAAAAUCUUAAUGAUGCCGACUUAUCACAGGGAAAAGCCCAAGAAGCGAUACUGGAAGCUAAUAGUAAUAUAGAGCUCGCAGCGAAGGAUUUAGAUCAAAUUGACGCUGAAACCAGCCAAGCGGAAGCACCUGCUAACAUAACGGCGCAACAAGUGGAGGAAUUGGCGAAAAAAGUCAAUUACCUGCAAAAGAAUAUUCUGAAAAAUGAAUUAGAUGCUAAAGACGUGAAAAAUGAGGCAGAUAGUGUGAAGUUACUGUCGCAAAAUGCUCAUUCCGAUGCUUUAAAAUUGCAAUACUCCUCGAGUGCAGCCAAUGAAACGCUUACCAAUCGUGCCCGGCAAUCGGAAAGUGCACGAGAACGAGCCAAACAAUUACUGCAGAGAGCUUCUAAAUUAACGGUAGAUACCAAGGAAAAAUUAAGGGAAUUGAAAUUUAUGCACGAAACAUACGAUGAGAAAAACGAUAAAUUGCAACAAUUGCAAGAGGCUUUAAAACCUCUCCACGAGGAGUUAGCUCAACAUCUAAAGAAUAUACAAAUGAAUGCUGAUCGUUAUCGACAAUGUUCGUCCUAAAAACUCAUUUAGUUUAUUAUUAUCAUAAUUUUUUGAUAUAGAAAUCCUCACAACGACCUUUCUUAGCAUUUAUAAAUGUAUCAAAGAUUCAGCCUAUAAUGCAUUUUUCGAGCAGUUGUUUAUUUGAAAAAGAAAAGAAUGCCAUUCAUAAUCUAAUGCUUUAAGUACGUACAUAGGUAUAUAUAUCUGCCAUAAAAGCCAUAACUAAACAAAAAAAUUAUAUUUUAAAAGAAACUUUUACCUAAUUCAAGCCAAUUUAUAUAUAUUUGUAAUUAGAUUUUACAUUUAAGAGCAUCCAAUAAUUUUUAACCUUUUUUUUGUUUGAUUCGAUCUAAAGGAGACGUUUUCUCAAUUUUAUAGUGAUUUAUGAAUUUUAUUUUUUCAUUGUGUUUAAACGUGUAAUAAUUUAAUUGCCACAGAAUAACUAAGUAUAUUAAAGUGUAUAAAAACAAUUUAAAAAA
Messenger RNA from Glossina fuscipes, 6458 nucleotides. RefSeq names its product laminin subunit beta-1 (gene LanB1). NCBI's taxonomy places the organism in Eukaryota, Metazoa, Arthropoda, Insecta, Diptera, Glossinidae. The coding region runs from base 583 to 5997 and encodes 1804 amino acids. The transcript is spliced from 3 exons. Gene Ontology annotation, cellular component: laminin trimer. The record is from RefSeq and is a predicted model, not a curated record. Gene Ontology annotation, biological process: cell migration; substrate adhesion-dependent cell spreading; basement membrane assembly.